AUGUGGAGUCAAUAUAUAAAUAGCAAUCAAAAUCCUGGACAAUUGUCUUUUGACGUGAUCACUUUUCCCAUCAUCAAUAAGGAUAAAUUUAUUAAUUCUAAAAUGUUUCGUCAAACUGUUAUUAGAUCAAUUAGACCAGCAAUUGCUUACAGACCACAGGUUUCCAUUUCGAGAAACUAUGGAAUAGUCGAUGCCGCUACCCAAGCUGUCUUUGGUAAGAAGGGGUUGGAGGAAAAGAAGCAAAAGGAAGGUGAAUUGGAAAACAAAGUUCAAGAAGCCAACUUAGAUGGUGGUAGAAAGAUUGCCACCAAAUUGGACGAGGCACAAGACGCAGCUCAAAAUGCUAAAUCGAGCCUUGAAGAUGCCAAAGAUGGUGCUCAAUCUACGAUUCAAAAUGCUACUGAAAAGGUCAAGGGAGCUGCUGAAACUGUCAACAAGAAAACGGGAAAGAUUUUGGCUGAUGGAAUUGAGAAUGCUCAAGAAACAGUCAAAUCUACUACUGGGUCUAGUAAGAGUGAUGAUUUAGCUUCAAGAGCUAGAGAGACUAUUGAAAAUGCUUCUGAAUUGGCAUAUGAAAAGCGCAUAGAGUUGGAAGAAGAAGAAGGCAGAGAAGAGGUCAGAGAAAACAUCAAAGGAUAUGCAAGCUUGCAAGACAAGGGUAGAAAAGCUCCAAUUGAACAAAACAGACCUGACGAUGCUAUGUAG
Messenger RNA from Lodderomyces margitis, 705 nucleotides. RefSeq lists its product as uncharacterized. The coding region runs from base 1 to 705 and encodes 234 amino acids. The record is from RefSeq and is a predicted model, not a curated record. Lineage: Eukaryota; Fungi; Ascomycota; Pichiomycetes; Serinales; Debaryomycetaceae. The transcript has a single exon.